Molecule: messenger RNA, 930 nt
Organism: Chaetomium fimeti
Lineage: Eukaryota; Fungi; Ascomycota; Sordariomycetes; Sordariales; Chaetomiaceae
Product: dihydrofolate reductase-like domain-containing protein
Exons: 2
Coding region: 1-930 (309 amino acids)
Biological process (GO): riboflavin biosynthetic process
Molecular function (GO): 5-amino-6-(5-phosphoribosylamino)uracil reductase activity
Source: RefSeq, a predicted model, not a curated record
AUGGCAUCCCUCAACCCCCAACCCACCCCUCCCAAAGAACAAACCUUAACCUUCCCCGCCGCCCACGCAGCCCUCAUCUCCCCGUACCUCCCGCAACCCCAACCCCAACCCUCACCCACCCCCUCAUCAUCAACCACCACCAACCCCAAGGACACCACCACCACCACCACAACCACCAAAGAAAAAGAAACCCGCCCGCACGUAACCCUAACCUACGCCCACUCCCUCGACGCCUCCCUGGCCCUCGCCCCCGGCGUGCGCACCGCCCUGUCCGGCCCGGCCUCCAAGGCCAUGACCCACUACCUGCGCGCGCGCCACGCCGCCAUCCUCGUCGGUGCGGGCACCGCGGUGGCGGAUGAUCCGGGGCUGAACUCACGGCUUCUUUCGCUGGAGGGUCCGUUUCCUGAAGCUGGGGUGGUGGGACAGCCUCAGCAGCCCCGGCCGGUGGUGCUGGAUCCGCGGGCGCGGUGGGCGGUGGAUGGGGGGAGUCGGGUUGUGGGGGUGGCGAGGGAGGGGAAGGGGCUGGCGCCGUGGGUGUUUGUUGCGCAGGGGGUGGUUGUGGACGAGGGGAGGAGGAGGGUUUUGGAGGCGGUGGGCGGGCGGUAUGUGCCGCUGGAGGCGAGGGGGGAGAAGGGGCGGUUUGCGUGGGAGGACGUGCUGCGGGUGCUGGCGCGGGAGGGUGUGGCGAGUGUCAUGAUCGAGGGCGGUGGCGAGGUGAUCAACUCGCUGCUCGAGCCUGCGGGGAAUGCGUUUGUCGACUCGGUCAUUGUGACUAUCGCGCCGACGUGGCUCGGGCAGGGUGGCGUGGUGGUCUCGCCGCCGCGCACGGCCGGGGAGGAUGGACGGCCGGCCGAACCGGUGCGGUUGACGGAUGUGACGUGGUGUCCGCUUGGGGAGGAUGUGGUCUUGUGCGGGAGGAUCAAGAGGUGA